Molecule: messenger RNA, 225 nt
Organism: Bipolaris oryzae ATCC 44560
Lineage: Eukaryota; Fungi; Ascomycota; Dothideomycetes; Pleosporales; Pleosporaceae
Exons: 1
Source: RefSeq, a predicted model, not a curated record
UCUUCUUCUCCUUCACCCCACAUCUUACUUAUUUCAGCCAACGCCUUCCACUACACUAUGAAACGUAAGGAAAACGAGUUCUUUACGAUAAGUAUCUAUAAGAUUGACCGUAUUCUAGAAGAGAGACGCCUAAAGGAUGAUCCUAAAAAUGCCAAGCUCGUCCAGGACCGACUCCCGCCCGUCUACCAUCCGUACCAAGACGUGUUCAGCAAGACCGCCGCGGAU